UGGGUCAAAGAAAAGGUCUUUACACCUAUGAAGGAGCUUUUCCACCCUCUCGAGGCUACAGAGAUGAUAACUCCCCGUGAGACGCAGACUAUGAGCGGCCGGACUUCUUCCCACAAAGUCCGUGUGAUGGAGCAGGAAUCACCACCGCGCUCGCGAGAUUCGCAAUCAAAAUCUAGGCCGAGCGUUGAUCGCCAGCCUAAUACUCCAAGACACUCCCGCAAACCUUCUGGGGUUUCCCAAAGACCCACCAUGUUCUCCCACAAAUCCCAUGCAUCCGAGAGCUCAAUGUCCAACAGUGUUCGAGCUGCGCUCGAGACCAGUGUCGGCACCGCAAAGGAUGUCGGACAUCGAUUGGGAAUUGGCCACGAGUCUGGACGAUUGGUCUUUUCUGAUACAGCACCAUCUGGUAUGAUGGAUCCUUGUAGCGUUUGUGGUAAAGAACCGAAAGGUGUUUUGUAUCAUGGAAAGUGUCGUGACUAUGACCAACCCGUUGAUAAAAUUUUCCCGAACGGAGCUGCACCACCACUCGAUGAUGAUCCAGUUUCCGACCCUUCGGCCUCUUGCAGAACCUAGAAUACUCUACAGCCCAGCUGUAUAAAUACAGCAAGCUUUACUGCGAGUCCCCUGUUUGCCA
Messenger RNA from Aureobasidium pullulans EXF-150, 634 nucleotides. RefSeq lists its product as uncharacterized. The record is from RefSeq and is a predicted model, not a curated record. The transcript has 3 exons. Lineage: Eukaryota; Fungi; Ascomycota; Dothideomycetes; Dothideales; Saccotheciaceae. Bases 28 to 573 code for a protein of 181 amino acids.